ACAGGGACCGUUGUCGGGAUGAGCCGCGGCUAAUGGCUGACUGGGAGUUCUGGAUUAGCUAACGUUCGCCACUGCAGUUUCUGAUGUGGGCAUUUGUAUUGGUGCACUGUUGCUGAAGCUGCACUUGGAAGACAGAGCAUACAGAGUGCCAAGCCGUGUGAGUUGGCAGCUGCUCUGCAACAUGUCCAAGAGCAAGAGCUCUGAGUCCGUCAAGGUGGUGGUCCGUUGUCGCCCUAUGAAUGAAAAAGAGCGAGCAGCCAAGUUUGAAAGGGUGGUAACUGUUGAUGUCAAAUUGGGCCAAAUAAUUGUCAGGAACCCCAGGGAGGCUUCUGCCAGUGAACUCCCUAAAGUCUUCACUUUUGAUUCAGUCUACGACUCGAACUCCAAACAAAUAGAUUUGUAUGAUGAAACCUUCAGGCCCCUGGUGGAUUCAGUUCUAUUUGGGUUCAAUGGGACCAUUUUUGCCUAUGGACAAACCGGUACAGGGAAAACAUACACUAUGGAGGGGGUUAGAAAUGACCCUGAGAGGAGAGGGGUGAUCCCUAACUCCUUUGAGCAUAUCUUCACUCACAUUUCACGGUCCCAGAAUCAGCAGUAUCUGGUUAGAGCCUCAUAUCUAGAAAUUUAUCAAGAGGAGAUUAGAGACUUGCUCUCCAAAGACCAGUCACGUCGUCUCGAGCUCAGGGAGAGACCUGACACGGGUGUGUACGUUAAAGACCUUUCAUCAUUUGUCACCAAGAGUGUGCGGGAGAUUGAACAUGUCAUGAAUGUGGGCAACCAGAAUCGUUCAGUGGGUGCCACUAACAUGAAUGAGCACAGCUCCCGUUCUCACGCCAUCUUUGUCAUCACUGUGGAGUGCAGUGAGUUGGGUGUUGAUGGGGAGAACCAUAUCAGAGUCGGCAAACUUAACCUGGUGGAUUUAGCUGGCAGUGAAAGGCAGACCAAGACUGGUGCUCAGGGGGAGAGGCUAAAAGAAGCCACAAAGAUCAAUCUGUCGCUUUCGGCUCUGGGCAACGUCAUAUCAGCUCUGGUGGAUGGCAGGAGCAGCCACAUCCCCUACCGAGAUUCAAAACUCACCCGUCUGCUGCAGGACUCUCUGGGGGGCAAUGCCCGCACGGUCAUGGUUGCCAACAUUGGCCCAGCAUCCUACAAUGUGGAGGAGACCCUGACGACGCUGCGGUAUUCCAACAGGGCUAAGAACAUAAAGAAUAAACCACGUAUCAAUGAGGACCCCAAGGAUGCCCUGCUCAGGGAGUUUCAGGAGGAGAUUGCAAGGCUAAAGGCACAGCUGCAAAAGCGCUCAGGAAAAAAGAAAAGGAGGAGGCAGAGGAGAAGGGCCGGGGAAGGGAGUGAUGGUGAGGAUCUGGAGGAAGGAGAGACGGAGGACGAUGAUGAGGACGGGGACGACAAAGGGGAUUACUGGCGGGAGCAACAGGAGAAGCUGGAGAGAGAGAGAAAGGCUAUCAUGGAGGAUCAUAGUCUGGUGGCUGAGGAUAAACUUCGGCUGCUAAAAGAGAAAGAGAGGAAAAUGGAAGAUUUGAAGAGGGAGAAGGAGGCCGGAGAGAUGCUUGCAGCCAAAGUAAAAGCGAUGGAGAGUAAGCUCCUGGUAGGGGGGAAGAACAUAGUGGAUCACACCAAUGAGCAACAGAGAAUGCUGGAACUGAGGAGGCAGGAAAUCGCCGAACAGAAACGGCGAGAGCGAGAGAUGCAGCAGCAGAUGGAGAGUCGUGAUGAGGAGACUCUAGAGCUAAAGGAGACCUACAGUUCUCUGCAGCAGGAGGUCGACAUCAAAACCAAGAAACUGAAAAAGUUGUUUGCCAAACUGCAGGCCGUGAAAGCAGAAAUCCACGACAUCCAGGAGGCACACAUCAACGAGCGUCAGGAGCUGGAACAGACCCAGAAUGAGCUCACCAGAGACCUCAAACUCAAGCAUCUGAUCAUCGAGAACUUCAUUCCCUUAGAGGAGAAGAACAAAAUAGUCAACAGGGCUUACUUUGAUGAGGAGGAUGAAUACUGGAAAAUGAAGCCCAUCACACGUAUAGAGGAUGACCAUCAGAUGAUGACCAGGCCUUUGUCUGCAGUCGGCUACAGGAGGCCUCUCAGUCACCACGCUCGCGUGGCCAUGAUGAUGAGGCCUGACAUGAGAUACAAAGCUGAAAACAUCAUAAUGCUGGACAUGGACCUGCCUGCUCGGACAACUAAAGAGUAUCAGGAGCCAGUUAUCGCCCCAAAGGUGGCAGCAGCUCUGGAGAAUGCUCUUAGGGAUGAGGAUGAGAUCCAGGUAGAUGCCUCAGGCUUUCACAGCAGCUUGGGAUCAACCCCACCUGCCAGCGGCAGCCUCAAGAAACCAAAGUCCGGUCGACCAAGAACAGGCAAGAAGUCAAGCACCCCAACCUCUCCAUUCAGCCCCUCAAGUCCAGGAUCCCCGCUCUACCCACAAUCCCGUGGCCUGGUGCCCAAGUGACAGCUUCUACCACUAAUAUCACCACCAACCUCUCUUGUGCACCUUUCCACUUUGGGACUCAACUUUGAGAGAAUGAGUUUUGUUUUGUCAGUCAUUUUUUGUCAAAGGUGAUAGAAUAUUGGAUUCUGCAGACAACAGAGAAAACUUUAAGACUAAUGCUGCUUUGUAGGUUUUAACUGUAAUCACGCCACUAUUAGCUGUUGUCGUAAGCUUUUCAUCUUGGAGAUUUGAAAUCCCUCAUCCUGAGAAUGAGUCAGUACAACACAAGGACAGCAGCCUCGCAUGAAGCCUCACAUUACUCUACACUGCUGUUACCUUUACCCACAUUUUGCUUAAUGCCACUGAUGUCUUAUAUGUACAUCUUGUGUAUAUAUAUA
This is a messenger RNA of Epinephelus lanceolatus (giant grouper), 2841 nucleotides long. It is a transcript of the gene kif3b, whose product is annotated as kinesin family member 3B. Gene Ontology annotation, biological process: mitotic cell cycle; microtubule-based movement. NCBI's taxonomy places the organism in Eukaryota, Metazoa, Chordata, Actinopteri, Perciformes, Serranidae. The record is from RefSeq and is a predicted model, not a curated record. Gene Ontology annotation, cellular component: microtubule. Gene Ontology annotation, molecular function: microtubule motor activity; ATP binding; microtubule binding.